Messenger RNA from Labrus bergylta (ballan wrasse), 882 nucleotides. RefSeq names its product growth hormone 1 (gene gh1). The record is from RefSeq and is a predicted model, not a curated record. NCBI's taxonomy places the organism in Eukaryota, Metazoa, Chordata, Actinopteri, Labriformes, Labridae. Gene Ontology annotation, molecular function: growth hormone receptor binding; growth hormone activity. Gene Ontology annotation, biological process: animal organ development; positive regulation of receptor signaling pathway via JAK-STAT; growth hormone receptor signaling pathway. Gene Ontology annotation, cellular component: extracellular region.
GAACUCCGAUCAGAUAAACUCCAAACAGAACGAAACAGAACCUGAACCUACCAUGGAAAAAGUGGUCCUCCUGCUGUCCAUGUUGUCUCUAGGCGUCUCCUCUCAGCCAAUCACAGACGUCCAACGUUUGUUCUCCAUUGCUGUCAGCAGAGUCCAACACCUUCACCUGCUUGCUCAGAGACUCAUCUCUGACUUUGAGAGCUCACUGCAGACCGAAGAGCAACGUCAACUCAACAAAAUCUUCCUACAGGAUUCUUGUAACUCUGAUUACAUCAUCAGCCCCAUCGACAAGCAUGAGACGCAGCGCAGCUCUGUUCUGAAGCUGUUGUCCAUCUCCUAUCGUUUGGUUGAGUGCUGGGAGUUUCCCAGUCGUUCUCUGUCUGGAGGUUCUGCUCCAAGGAACCAGAUUUCCCGCUCGUUAACUGAAUUGAAGAGAGGAAUCGUGCUGCUUAUCACGGCCAAUCAGGACGGAGCAGAAUUCUUCCCUGAAAGCUCCCCGCUUCAGCUGGCUUACGGAAACUUUUAUCAAGGUCUGGGAGCUGACGAAUCGCUGCGACGGACCUACGAACUGCUGGCCUGUUUCAAGAAAGACAUGCACAAGGUGGAGACCUACCUGACCGUGGCAAAAUGUCGACUCUCUCCAGAAGCAAACUGCACCUUGUAGCCUGGCCUCUCUACCAUGAAGCCACACCCUUGUUAUUGAUGUCAGCCCGCGUGUUUGUAGCUCUGCCUCCAUGUUCCUUUACUCUGCUACCUAGUAUUAGCAUUAGCUUUACCUCUGUCAGUGUUAUUAUUGAGCAUGUUUAGUGCUGAACUCUAAAGAAGUGAUGUAAUCCUGUCACAAUGUGUAAUAAAGUGUGUGCUGUGUUGCAUUCAGAAGUA